Messenger RNA from Sugiyamaella lignohabitans, 1248 nucleotides. RefSeq names its product F1F0 ATP synthase subunit beta (gene ATP2). Gene Ontology annotation, molecular function: proton-transporting ATP synthase activity, rotational mechanism; ATP binding; ATP hydrolysis activity. NCBI's taxonomy places the organism in Eukaryota, Fungi, Ascomycota, Dipodascomycetes, Dipodascales, Trichomonascaceae. The transcript has a single exon. Gene Ontology annotation, biological process: proton motive force-driven mitochondrial ATP synthesis. The record is from RefSeq and is a predicted model, not a curated record. Bases 1 to 1248 code for a protein of 415 amino acids.
AUGGACGGUACUGAGGGUCUUGUCCGUGGUACCGCCGUUACCGAUACUGGUGCUCCCAUCACCGUCCCUGUCGGUCGUGGUACUUUGGGCCGUAUCAUCAACGUCAUUGGUGAGCCCAUUGAUGAGCGUGGACCUAUCAAGGCUGAUAAGUUCCGUCCUAUCCACGCCGAGCCCCCAUCCUUUGAGGAGCAAUCCACCUCUGCUGAGGUUCUUGAGACUGGUAUCAAGGUUGUCGACUUGUUGGCUCCUUAUGCCCGUGGUGGUAAGAUUGGUCUUUUCGGUGGUGCCGGUGUCGGUAAGACCGUAUUCAUCCAAGAGUUGAUUAACAACAUCGCCAAGGCUCACGGUGGUUUCUCCGUUUUCACUGGUGUCGGUGAGAGAACUCGUGAAGGUAACGAUUUGUACCGUGAAAUGAUUGAGACUGGUGUCAUUAACCUCGACGGUGACUCCAAGGUGUCUCUUGUCUUUGGUCAAAUGAACGAGCCCCCAGGUGCUCGUGCCCGUGUCGCUUUGACUGGUUUGACCAUUGCCGAAUACUUCCGUGAUGAGGAGGGUCAAGAUGUGUUGCUCUUCGUUGACAACAUUUUCCGUUUCACCCAAGCCGGUUCUGAGGUGUCUGCUCUUUUGGGUCGUAUUCCUUCUGCCGUCGGUUACCAACCUACUCUUUCCACUGAUAUGGGUGCCCUUCAAGAGCGUAUUACCACUACCCAAAAGGGUUCCGUCACUUCAGUCCAAGCUGUCUAUGUCCCAGCCGAUGAUUUGACCGAUCCUGCUCCUGCCACCACCUUCGCCCAUUUGGACGCCACCACUGUGUUGUCCCGUUCUAUCUCUGAGUUGGGUAUCUACCCCGCUGUCGACCCUCUUGAUUCCAAGUCUCGUCUUUUGGACGCUGCUGUUGUCGGUCAAGAGCACUACAAUGUUGCCACUAACGUUCAACAAACCUUGCAAGCUUACAAGUCUUUGCAAGAUAUCAUUGCUAUUUUGGGUAUGGAUGAGUUGUCCGAGGCUGAUAAGUUGACUGUCGAGCGUGCUCGUAAGAUUCAAAGAUUCUUGUCUCAACCUUUCACUGUCGCUCAAGUCUUCACUGGUCUUGAGGGUCGUCUUGUUCCUCUUAAGGAGACCGUCAAGUCUUUCAAGGAGAUCCUUGAGGGUAAGCACGAUAACUUGCCUGAGGCUGCUUUCUACAUGGUUGGUGGUAUCGAGGAGGUUGUCUCUAAGGGUGCUAAAUUGGCUUCUGAGUCUAACUAA